GGCGCGCGGGGGAAGAUGUCGGGCGGCGACGCGAAGAAGCUGGUGCGCUCCCCCAGCGGGCUGCGCAUGGUGCCCGAGCACCGCGCCGCCCGCAGCCCCUUCGGCCUGGACGAGCCGCCCUGGGUGCCCGACAAGGAGUGCCCAAGAUGUAUGCAGUGUGAUACAAAAUUUGACUUCAUAACUAGAAAGCAUCACUGCAGAAGGUGUGGGAAGUGUUUCUGUGACAAGUGCUGCAGUAAGAAAGUGCCUCUGCCCCGCAUGUGCUUCGUGGACCCCGUGCGGCAGUGCGCCGAGUGCGCCCUGGUGUCGCAGAAGGAGACCGAGUUCUACGACAAACAGCUCAAAGUGCUCAUGAAUGGUGCUACAUUCUUUGUAACUCUGGGAACAUCUGAUAAAUCUGAGCUCAUGGUUUGUCGACUUUCCAACAACCAGAGAUACCUGGUUUUGGAUGGAGACAGCCAUUAUGAAAUUGAAAUUAUACAGAUUUCAACUGUUCAGAUACUUACAGAGGGAUUUACUCCUGGAGAAAAAGAUAUUCACACUUACACCAGCCUCCUGGAGAGCCAGCCUGUUACUGAAGGAGGCAACACUCGUGCCAUAGGAAUGGUCCUGCAGUACAAGGUCCCGGGGUCGGAGGAGGUGAUGCAGAUGAAGUUUACUGCUGGUGAAGACUUCAGCUGUAACAAGAAGCUGUCAGCAGCCUGGCUGGCAGCUAUGCAUAAGGCGACAAAACUUCUCUAUGAGUCUCGGGACCAGUGAGAACUGCAGCUGUGGCCUCCUGAGGGCACACACAGACACCAGCCUCCACAGACCUGCCUCUCACUUUGUGCUGAUUUGACAGCUGGAAAUAUUUGCUGUUCUUGACUCUCUCUCUCAUUCCAGCGUGGUUCAUUAUGUAAGAACUGGCAAAUGCAAUGUGAGUAUUUUUUUGAACCAUGAGUAUUCACGGUAGUGUGCAAUAUGUAUACAGUUAAUGCUUUAAACAGCCUCACCUUUUAAGACUUUGUAUAUUUUGUUAAGCCUUUACUGGCACUUAAUAUGAAAGUGACCUGCACUACAGCUAAUGUACAGCACAACUUUUAUAGUAACCAUUAUAUAUACUGUUUGCUACAGGAAGCAAACAAAUGUGUAUGUCUCUUCUGCAGAGAAUAGCUUUUGGGUAUAGAUCUCAGGUUUUUCCCUCUAUCCAAAUGUUUAAAAUCAAUGUACAAAAAGAAAUCUGCCUUAGAUAUGAUUUUAUAGAAAUCACAUGGGUUUUUUUAAACAUUUAAUUUUGAACAUCUAAAUUUUUCACUGAAUACCACCAGGUUUGACUUGUAUGAACUCAACCGUGAAACUUCACUUCUGUAAUAAGCUUCCAGAAUAAUUUUUAGUUUUGUAUUUUCUUUUUUGGUAAUGAGCUUUUGUUAAUCUAACUGUAAUGCUAUCUGAAAUUGUAUACAAUUUAAUGUACAAAUAUGAAUAAAUUAAUUCACUUAUUUAAAAAAAGGUGUUAUUUAAUUUUGUAAUAUACAACUUCUUUAGUAAUGGCCACCAUAGUCUCUGAACUGUAAAAAAUUUCACUUUUUCUAAAGAAAACACUACUUUUAGUUCUAAGUUAACUUUUCCCAGUUGGAAUACUGGGAUACUAGUGUGUAAGCACAUCUUCAGUGAAGCUGAUAAAACAAGGAGGAAAGAUGGGUU
Molecule: messenger RNA, 1683 nt
Organism: Melospiza georgiana
Lineage: Eukaryota; Metazoa; Chordata; Aves; Passeriformes; Passerellidae
Gene: ZFYVE21
Product: zinc finger FYVE-type containing 21
Exons: 8
Coding region: 16-759 (247 amino acids)
Molecular function (GO): metal ion binding
Source: RefSeq, a predicted model, not a curated record